AUGUUAUUGUCCCUCUGGAGUAAGCGGACAGUUGGAGCUGUUACUAUUGCCGCGACACCUGUAGCUCUGACAGCCAUUGGUUUCACGGCGGCUGGCAUCUCGGCAGGCUCUGUCGCCACCAGCAUGAUGUCAGCGGCCGCUUUCUUAAAUGGAGGUGGAGUCGCAGCCGGGAGCUUAGUGGCUGUGCUCCAGUCUGCAGGAGCAGUUGGGUUGUCUGCAGCAGGUGCACCGUGGGAACUGCAGUAUAACAACUGA
Molecule: messenger RNA, 255 nt
Organism: Alosa sapidissima (American shad)
Lineage: Eukaryota; Metazoa; Chordata; Actinopteri; Clupeiformes; Clupeidae
Product: interferon alpha-inducible protein 27-like protein 2A
Exons: 4
Coding region: 1-255 (84 amino acids)
Biological process (GO): apoptotic signaling pathway
Cellular component (GO): mitochondrion; membrane
Source: RefSeq, a predicted model, not a curated record